AUGAGCAAAGAAGAAAGAGAAGAAUCGAUAAGCAAAAUCUUGAGAUACAUUCACAUUUCUCUGCUCUGUGUGGAUGUCAAUCCAGAGUCAAGGCCAAGUUUAGAUGUUCUUCAUUGGUUUAGUUGUUUAUCUACUCCUUUACCAGAACCAAGAAUUGGUAAUCAGUCUCUUGUAGAGGACGAAACAAUUGGUUAUCGGUCUCCUGAGGAGGAAGAAACAAAUUGGUUAUUGUCGCCAUUCCCUGGAUAUGUCUCUCCUAUGUCACCUGUGUCUCCACGUUAA
Messenger RNA from Eruca vesicaria subsp. sativa (arugula), 282 nucleotides. Lineage: Eukaryota; Viridiplantae; Streptophyta; Magnoliopsida; Brassicales; Brassicaceae. The record is from the annotation of a GenBank genome assembly.